AUGUCGCUGUCUGAGCUAUCGCUUUUGUCGGCCGAAACUGCCAUCAGCUUCCAUGACAUCGAUCUCGAAAUAUUGCGCAAUCGUCGACAGGACAUUUGCGUGUUCAUCGCCGUCGAUGAUCAGAAUCUAAGCAAUUCCGAUGAGAAGAAUGUCUACACGUUUGGCGACUUCAAGUUCUACGUCGAUCAGGUCCACGAGAAGGACUAUAGUCGAGUAUUUUUGAAUGUCGGCAGCUCGCCGAAUUCCGAAUGGUCGCUUCUUGUGCAACUCCGAAUCAAAACCGGCCAAGAGGCCAGCGUGCUGAAUGUCGUCGAUAAGGACGUCUUCAAGUUCGACGCCUUCAGCUAUCCGAUUAACGUCGAGGUCACUUCGAGCGAUGUGAAGUAUCUCAAGUUUGAAAUGCGGGUUCUUAAUAUGCUUCACUUGGAACACCCGUUAUUCAACGAGGGCGCCAUCACCAUCGAGUUUGACGACGGCAGCACCAUUCAUAUCUACGCCAACAUUCUCGCGCUUCUUUCCGAUUAUAUGGCGAAGAUUGAGAAGUUGGCGACGACGCGAUCGGAAGCGCCGAAUCGCAUCAAGGUCGUUCACAUCGAGAAAGCCGCAUUUCUCGAGCUGCUUUAUCAAGUCUAUCCAACGCGUCGCCCGAUUUACGCGGCAUUUCGACGAUUGGUCGCCGCCGCCGUCGGCUACAAAUGCGACACGCUGAUCUACCACCUAUCCAAACAUUUGAUUGAAUACAACUACCGACCGCUGACGUUUCAUCAGCGAUUCCAGGCCGCAAUUGAGAAUCGCCUCGAGCCGGCGAUUCGAGAGCUCGCGUUUCGCGCGGCUCGCGACGGCACCUGGGAUCGCAUGAUUCAGCAGGGAUUCGAGCCCGAACAAUUUUGCGGUCGCGACGUCUAUCAUCGCAUCGUGUGUCCGGCGAUACUCGCCGGCCGACAGGCGCCGUUCGACGCCACCACACUUCGCAAUCCGACGCCGUCGCCGACCGGAUUUCUUGAGCUCGAGCCGGGCGAUGAGACGAAAAGCGUCGUGCUGUUUCGCGGCACCAAAUUCUAUGUGAAUUCGGGACUGCUGGAAGCGCACGGCAAACACAUGUUCAGCGUUGGACAGAACGGCGAGCUCAUCGCCAGAUAUACACCGGAGUUCCAGCGGGAAUGCGCUCGUGAGAACUUGCUGCCCGGCAAGGUCCUUCUGGAGCUUCUCAGCUACAUGCUGCCGAUGGGCGACCUCCCGGAUCCAACGAUGAUUCGCGCCUGCAUCGUCUUCUGCUAUGAUCACGAAUGGAAUGUGCUUAAGGAGAAUCUUGAGCUUGAACUCGAGCCGCCGAUUACCGCCAAUGAGUACAUGUCGCAAUUGGUUUUCGCUGAGAAGUUCGAGCUCGCCAACUUGAUGCGCGUCAACGUGCAGCGCGCCGAGUCGAGUUGUCGCGAGCUCGCCGAACGACUCGAGCGCGAAGGUGUGCUGAAGCAGUUGAAGCAGAACACGCGCGACGCCAUCAUGGAUCGAAUGUGCAGCGGAUGGGGUUUGAAUCCGCAGGUGAAUCGUCUGGCGACAAGAGUUCCGACCACUUUCAAUAAUCGCCUAGUGAACAUGAAGAAGGGAAAACCGCUGACAGUUGGUGAAGGACGCGCCAUCGACACGCUGAACUCGAUCGAAUCGGAAUACGCAUUUGGACAGCCGAAUGAGCUAGUGGUGCUGGAAUGA
This is a messenger RNA of Caenorhabditis bovis, 1710 nucleotides long. Lineage: Eukaryota; Metazoa; Nematoda; Chromadorea; Rhabditida; Rhabditidae. The record is from the annotation of a GenBank genome assembly.